Puccinia triticina is the source of this 1005-nucleotide messenger RNA. RefSeq lists its product as uncharacterized. The transcript is spliced from 6 exons. The record is from RefSeq and is a predicted model, not a curated record. The coding region runs from base 1 to 1005 and encodes 334 amino acids. Gene Ontology annotation, molecular function: DNA-binding transcription factor activity, RNA polymerase II-specific; DNA binding. Lineage: Eukaryota; Fungi; Basidiomycota; Pucciniomycetes; Pucciniales; Pucciniaceae. Gene Ontology annotation, biological process: regulation of DNA-templated transcription.
AUGACCCUCUUCCGAGCCUGCCUCGAUCUCCACGCCGGCCAAGUUGAGCACCACCACUCUCCCCCCUCUUCCCUCCUCACCAUAUCUCAUCCGAUUCUUCCCCAGGUCAAGCAGAUCGUCGGUGGCUCAUUGGACCUGCGCCCAGCAAACGACGAGGUUGCCCGGCGAGCACUAGAAUCCUGGCCGGGCCAGAUCCAGGUCGGCGGAGGGAUCAACCUGGAAAACGCACAGCAGUGGAUCAACGCCGGCGCAUCAAAGGUUUAUCUCCCAAAGUCAAAGCCAUCCCCACCCCAGAUUCGAGCAGCUCUGGCCGCUCGAGAAAUUCUUGAGACCGGGAGGGCGGUGGGAAUGGACAGCGCCGUGGAAGGGAUUCUUCGUCUUCUUCAUCUGAUCAAAGAAAGCUUGCUUGGAUUCGACGGACGUGGCGGCCCGAGUUUAAUGUCUGAUUUUAACGGCUUGCCCGAUUCAACCACCUCAAAUUAUCAUACCGAAAGGUUCCCUGAAGCUGGUGAGAGCUCUUCCCAGCUUUCAUGGGAUAUGAGGACGCGGUCCUCCCCAUCCCGUUCCCCAUCUUACGAUCCGAGUGAGCCUGCGAAAUACCUCGACAUGAACACUUCUGCUCACCUCGGCUCCUCAGCUCUCAUCUCGUCCCUGCGUACAUCAGGGGGUUCUCCCUCCAAAAUCGUGGCUCAUGGCGGCACUCGAGAACCUGAUAAAAGAAGUCUGAUUGAUAUACAUCAUCUAACGAACCAUGUGCCGAGAAGAAGGUUAACUGUCGAGCAGGAACAGAUACUCUUGAGGCGUUUCGCAGUUCAAGAGUAUCUUAGUAAACGUGAGAUGGAAGAACUCGCGGAGAAGUUAAAAAUACCAACAAGUCAAUUGAGGACAUGGUUUGGGAAUAGGAGAUCAAAGCUUAAAGCUGCUGUUAGACAGAAGGCAAAGAUGGAGGCGGGAAUGGGGCACUUGACUGACGCCGAACUCAGAAGCCUCAGCAAGAGAAGCUAA